Messenger RNA from Diabrotica virgifera virgifera (western corn rootworm), 8499 nucleotides. RefSeq names its product zinc finger protein 239-like. Gene Ontology annotation, molecular function: DNA-binding transcription factor activity, RNA polymerase II-specific; RNA polymerase II transcription regulatory region sequence-specific DNA binding. NCBI's taxonomy places the organism in Eukaryota, Metazoa, Arthropoda, Insecta, Coleoptera, Chrysomelidae. Gene Ontology annotation, biological process: regulation of transcription by RNA polymerase II. The transcript is spliced from 3 exons. The record is from RefSeq and is a predicted model, not a curated record. Gene Ontology annotation, cellular component: nucleus. The coding region runs from base 414 to 1490 and encodes 358 amino acids.
CAAGUUUUAUUUUUUAGAAAAAUCUUAAAUCAUCGCGUUAAAAUUGUUAUAAAUUAAGUAAUUAUACUGUAGAUAUAGUUAGUUAGUGUUUGAACAUUAAUUUAGUAGUUAAUUUAAAAGUUAAAACGGGAUAAUACGUUAGUAGUGAAUUAGAAAUACUAAGGACUUUUCUAUUCAGGAGCUAUGAGCUUAAGCCCAGAUGUACCUCAGGUACGGCUCUUGAAUAUUCAAGUCUAUAUUCACGGAUCCUGGCCGGAUAGCCCUGGCAGCUAAGGCCAUUCAAAUGAAGAGAAGAAGAAGACUCCUUCCUCUUCUUCCUUUCAUAUAUGUUCAAAGUUCCAAAUUUCAAACCUAACCCUAUUUUCUAAGUUCCUGUCGCCCUGUUUAUGUGUUAAAUUAUUUUUGAUAAACAAAUGGAAGUAAAACAAGAAGUUAGUGAUGAGACAUAUCAAGCAGAUAUAUAUUGUAAUGCUGUUGAUGGACCUUCGGAUAUUAAUAAAGUUGAAAUUAAAGAGGAAUCCAAAACAGAGAGUGAAUACAGUGCAUUUGAUUUAGACUUAAAAGAAUUCCCCAUAAAGACUGAAAUAGAACAAGAGGAACUUACGUCAUUUAAAGAAGAAGAAUUAAAUGGUUUUCCCCCAGAUGAGAACACAUUGGAAAGUAUGAAAACAAUUCCCGUACUUACAUGUAAUAAAGAACAAGAUAUUAGUCAACCCGUUGAAGAAAAUACAUUAAAAUGUGAAAUUUGUUUUAAGCAGUUCGCCAGAAUAUAUGAUUUAAAAACACAUUUGAGACUGCACACUGGAGAAAGGCCUUACAAGUGUGAGGUUUGCUUUAAGUCGUUUACUAGAUCAAAUUCCUUAAAAAGGCAUAUAAGAUCGCACAAUGGGGAAAAACCAUUUAAGUGUGAAAUUUGUUUUAAGCAGUUCAUUCGUGCACCGAAUUUGGAAAGACAUUUGAGAGUGCACACUGGAGAAAAACCUCACAAGUGUGAAAUUUGUUUUAAGCAAUUUAGUGAAGCAUAUGCUUUAAAAAUACAUUUGAGAGUGCACACUGAAGGAAAGCCUUAUCCGUGUAAAAUUUGUUUUAAGCAGUUCAUUCGUGCAUCGCAUUUGAAAAUACAUUUGAGAUCGCACACUGGAGAAAAACCUUACCAGUGUCAAAUUUGUCUUAAGCAAUUUGUUCAAAGCUCAAAAUUAAAAAAUCAUUUGAGACUGCACACUGGAGAAACGCCUUACAAGUGUGUAAUUUGCUUUAAGCCGUUUACUUCAGCAAAUACCUUGAAAAAGCAUAUGAUAUUGCACACUACACCUGAAGGCUUCAAGUGUGAACUUUGUUUUAAGCGGUAUUCGACAGAAAACAAUUUAAAAGAACAUUUGAGACGGCACACUGGAGAAACGCCUAAGUGUGAGAUUUGUUUCAAGCUGUUUGCUACAGCAGGCACUUUGAAAAGACAUAUUAUGAGACUGCACACUGGAAAAACGCCUUAGGCUGCACCUACAUUGGAUCCGUAUUUCUCAGAUCCGAUCCGAUAUCGGCCGACGUCGGACUGAGUAGCUGGUUUCAUUACGAUCAGGCUUCCUACUGCAGUGUAGGCACUACGCUUUAAUACCUUGAGUUUGUUUUUCAAACUGACGUCGGAUCCAAUGUAGGUGCAGCCUUAAGCCGGCUUUACAUUUACGAGUACUCGAAUCCGAGUUACGAGUAGAACUACGAACGUUUACAUUGAAUACGAGCGAUUCUUUUUACUUUUUCUUCACUUUAUAUGUGGAAAUAUUCAUUAUAUCUGCAAUAGCCUUAAAUGCAUUAUAUGAUGGUUGUUGGGGUAGCAACCUCUACAAGGGGGUUGAUUGACUGGAAGACACUAAUUACUCGUAGAUAUAUAUUUAUUUAUUCACUAAGUAACAACAGUAACGAGUACUCAGCUGGUAUGUGAUGUUAGUUGCGUCGUCUGAACAUUACCAAAAUCUUUCUUUGAAUAUUCUCCCUCAUUCUUUUCGUAAGUAUAACUAAUGUGUAUUUGUUAUGAUUUCAUAUUUACUUAACACGACCGUGAAUUAUAACAACAGCUUUUCUGUUUACUUUGCAGUUUUCUGUGCGUGUCCCAGUUACACAGAUAUUCAAUGCCACAUACUUAAUAUAAUCAAAAUAUUGAGUAAUAAUGUUAUUAGGAUUUCAAAUUUAAACUGAUAAUAUAUUAUUUGCUAAUGAAUUAAAUAACUCUUAUUUUCUGGAUGAUUAUUUAAGUCCCUUUACAAUUAUUUAUUUUGUUGAUAUCCCUUGAGUUUACAUUCCACGAACAUUUAAAUGAUCGGUAAAAAUCAAUAAACUGUCGCAUCUGUUCUCCAGAAAAUCUAAGUUCCGCCAUUUUCUAUUUGUAAAUUACAGGCGCUAUCGUACUAACUCGUACUGCUACUCGAUUUGCGUUCAACUUCGAUCCGAAGUCGUACACUUAUGUCUACAGCAUGACCCACUACUUUUUGCUGUAUAAUUUGAGUUGCCUAUAUGAACUUGAAUCGGUGAAAUUGGCCUACAAAUAAUGAAGUUUUGCUAUAUUGCCCACUUUAAAAAUUCGCAUUGUAAGGCAUGAAUAAUCAAAUAUGUAGUAACUUUUUUGUAGAUGUAUUUAAAAAUGAAACAGAAAAGUUAUUACUAUAAAGAGUGAUACGUACCUAUAACUGUGGCUUUGCUUGACUAAAAUAAAAACGAUUAGAUAUAAAAAAAUCACAAAUUUUAUUAAAUAUUGGAAAGUAUCAUAAAUACAAAUAUCAAUGUUGAAAAGCAUUUAAAUGCCAAGUUUUUGGGUAAAUUUUUUUCUCAACCAUUCAUCUUUUUUGCACAUUAGACUUAAGAGUAUUUAAAUACCAAGUAGAGUAUUUAAAUACUAACUAUAAAUAAGUACUUUGUAUUUAAAUACUCUAAAGUCUAAAGUAUUUAAAUUCCUACAAAAAAUUAUUUAAAUUUUGAGAUACUGUCCAUCAACUCUGAUACCAAGUUAAAAAAAUGAAAUGUGCAAAAAGGAUGAAAAAAAUUUACCCAAAAACUUGGGUACAUUUUUAGUAUUUAAAUACUUGGUAUUUACAUAGUUUUCACCAUUGGUAUUUCUAUUUAAGAUACUUUCCCAAAAAUAAAAUUUGUGAUUUUUUAUGUUUAAUCGUUGUUUUAAGUCAAGCAUAGCCACAGUUAUAGGUACAGAUCACUCUUUAUAAUAAAAUCUACUCAGUUUCACUUUUAAUCACAUCUACAAAAAGGUACUACAUAUGUGAUUCAUUCAUGCCUUAAAAAGUGAAUUUUUAAAGUGGUUAAUACAUAUAGCAAAACUUUAUUAUUUUACAGGCCCAUUUCGCCGAUUUAAGUUCCUAUAGGCAACCCAAAUUACACGGCACAAAGUAGUGGGUCAGGCUGUAGUCGUUUUUUAUUUUUAUACGUCCAUGGGCUGUAGACAUAAGUUACUCGUAUGGUUAGUUAUUCUGUGCUCGUAUCCUGAGUGACAAGAGGUGACGAGCACAGUAGCUCCUAUCCGCGUACUCGUCAGGGCCGUGCCGUGCUAUGAUGCGGCGAGGCAGUCGCAUCAGGCGGCAUCACCAGGGGGGCGGCAUAAUCAGUAAAAUAAAAGAAAUUGUCAGAUUGUGUAAAAAAGUGUUGUCAGAAACUAUAGAAAAAAAUAAAAGUUAGAGACAAUAUGGCUAAUGACCAAAUAAAAAUUUAAUGUAAUUGAAGAAAAUUUUGAUAUAAGUUCCGAAUUUCCAGCUGAAAAUAAAAUUAGAGCCAGGACAUUGUUUAUACAGGGUGUCCAGAAACUCUACCGACAAACGAAGACAGGAGAUUCCUCAGAUAAUUUUAAGAUAAUUUAACCGAUUUAAAGCACUCGACAAGUCGAUAGGAUACACCGUUUACUAGAAAAAUCGAUUUGAAAAUUUUUCGUUUUUUGUAUAUCAAAAAAAAUUAAAAAAAAAACUACUUAGAAAAACGAAAACGGGUACGUUUAUUUAUAUUCCAGAGAUGAAUCGAUUUCAUUAAUGGCGAAUUUCUAGUACCGGUCAUAUGCGUCCGUUUUGGGUAGGUCAACGGUUAUUUUAUCGCAUAACUUUUUGUCUUUAAUUUUUAAGAAUUUUUUUUAAGAAUUGACAUUAGAUUAUUAAAUUAUGAGGUAUUCUAGUACUAAAAGGUACUCUUGCUUUAAGUUGGUAAAUACACCGUUUUUUUUGAAAAUUGUUUUAAAUUUUUUUUCAAAUUCACGAAACGAAAAAUUUUCAAAUCGAUUUUUCUAGAAAACGGUGUGUCCUACCGACUUAAAACACGACUACCUUUUUGUACUAGAAUACAUCACAAUUUAAUAAUCCAGUAUGAAAAAUGCUUAAUACUUAAAGACAAAAAAGUUAUGCGAUAAAAUAACCGUUGCCCCACCCAAAAACAACGCCUAUGACUGGUACUAGAAAUUCACAAUGGAUGAAAUCGAUUUAUCUCUAGAAGAUAAAUAUGUGUACCAAUUUUCGUUUUUCUAACUGGAAGAGUUCUGGAGGUAUUUAAGAAAAACUAAUUACAAGACGCCAUCUUCAAAGAGCUCUAGCUCCCUUAGGAAACAUUUUCGGACUAGAUGAAUUUGGUUAAAUUGCCUUAAAAUUAUCUGAGGAAUUUCCUGUCUUCGUUUGUCGGUAGAGUUUCUGGACACCCUGUAUAGGGAAAAAAAUCCUAUAUAUAUCCCUAUAUUGUUUAUAUAUCCCUAUAUAAACAAUGGCCAGGAGAAAAAAGCGUUAACUUGGGUACGAAAAAUAUGUGGAGGAGCUUUUAACAAAUGAAGCUAAAUUUAAAAUAAAUUUGUUCAUCUAUAUUUUAUACAUUGCCAUUAAUUCUUUGAUUGGUCGAUUUUCGAUUCUAGAAACUCAUAAUAAAAAUUUUAAAUUUUUAUAUGAUAUUUUUAAAUUGAGGGAAAUAAAUGCUAAAACACUAGAAAAAUAUUGUAUGAAUCUUGAUUCAAUACUUUCAAUAGAAAAAGAAAAAAAAUCUGAUGAUAUCAUGGACGUAUAAAUAAAGAGGAUUUAUUUUAUUUAUACGUCCAUGGAUGAUAUAAUGAUCUUCUAACCGAAUUACGUAAUAUAUUUCAAAUGAUACCAUACUACAUGAAACCUUUAUAUAGGUUUUGCACUAUUUGUGCCCAAAUGACCAAAUGCAGUUGUAAACUAAGAAUUUUAUUAACACUCCCUGUCUCGGUAGCUAGUGUGGAAAGAAAUUUUUCAAAAUUAAAAACUAUUUACGAAGCUCCAUAACACAAACAAAACUAAAAAAUUUAGCAUUUAUUUCAAUAUAGUUUUCACUAGUUGCUACAACUGUCUCUCCCAACUAGACUACACCAAUCUGAUUGACGAGUUUGCCAAAAUUAAAGUCAGAAGGGUAACAUUAUAAUUUUUCUAAAUGUUACUUAAGAGCCUAGGCGCAAAAUUUGCUUGCAAUGCUUUUUAAAUGCAUUCACUUUUUUUUUUUCGAAUCCUAAAAAAACUAACAAAUAUUUUUGAAAAAUUUAAACGCAGAUUGAAAGAUUACAUUAUUACCGAGGGCCGAAAGUCCCUUAGAAUAAACAAAAGGUUUUUUUAAUAAGAUAUUUGUAAUUAAAUUUACACUCAAUUUUCUCUUUUUUUACCCUGUAACCAGAGGCGGCUCUAGCCCAUGUAGCGCCCGUGUGCAGUCAAUGCCCUGGCGCCCUUUGGUAGACGCGCAGUCAAAAUGGAAUACUCGAAUAAGUACCUACCUUUUUUCCUCACCUUUAAAGAGGGAGGGUCUGGAAUCCUUAUCUCAGACAUGGGAAGACAUCUCAGUCCAGAAGGCCGCCUGAGUGACCUUAGUGCAGGAUUCAUUUUUACUUUAGGGUAGAGGUACUUUAAAACGCCCUCUCGUCGCCGAGGCUAUGCCGAAUGCCUACCUGCCAAACCAGACCAUCCUCUGUCAUCCAGCGCUCCGAAAGAGGAAUGGCCGCUGCAAGGUCGACAUCACUUCCGAAGCACUUUACCUUCAUUACACUGUCACAAAAUUUACACCUGCCUCUCUUUCCAUUAUGUUCCUUUCUACUAUCCAUCUGUUGCACUCUAGCAUCGUAUGUGUAACAGUGUCCUGGUGUCUGCAGUAUAGGUAUUCAUCAGUGUCAGCCUUUCUGAACCUAGAGAGGUAGGCUCUAAAACACCCGUGUCCUGUGAGCACCUGCGUUAGGAAAUAAUCCAGGCGCCUGUGACUACAGUCCAUUCAAUAUUUUGGGUUCGGGAGCAGCAUAUUUGUCCACUGUGCCACAUGCUCCGUGUUGUUCAAUUCUUCUUGCCAUCUUUCAAUUGUCCUUUCUCUUUCCUGUCUUCUCUCGGCCAUAGUGAGUUCUAGGUCUCUUCUCCCAUACAGUUCUUUUCAUUCCAGACUGGUUCCGCGUAGAGGACGAUCGACUGCACAACGCCGUGCAAGGCCCUACUCCUUUCGGAUUUGGGUCCCCCAAUGUUGGGCAUCACCCUCCCCAACGCAGCCGCACUGUUUGCAGCCUUCUGGGUCACCACACGCACGUGCUCCCUCCACUUUCCGUUCUGGUCCAACGUCACUCCUAGGUAUUUUAAGUGUUUCUUGGGUAUUAGACACGCCCCUGCACAUUGUAGUUCCACACUUUGCCUGUUUCUUUUCCCUGUCAGAAUGAUGGCUUCGGUCUUCUCUGCUGCAAGUUUCAGUGCUUACUGUAUCAUCCAUUUCUUCACAACGCCGCCUGCGUUCCGUACCCGCUAUUUAAGAUCUGAAACCCCGCCACUACAAGCGAGGUCGUCCGCGAAUGCGAAGGAAAAUCGUACCCUCUCCAUAUCCACAGUUCAUCAUCCCGUCAUAUGCCAGGUUCCAUAGCGUCGGGCCCAAGACAGAUCCUUUCUCCACCAUAAUUCUUCUCUCAGAAAGAUAGUCCGCUACCACGUUCAUCAGGUAUCCAGGACAUUCUCACUUCUCCAUUACCUUCAUUACCUCGUUCCAUUGCUGCGCAUUGAAUGCAUUUCUAACAUCGAACAACAACAGUGUUGUUUCUAACAUCGAACACCCAACGGUGUUCAUCCCCUCUAUUGUGCAAAGUGUCGAAUAGACUCAACAUGCUUUUCCCUUUACAAAAACCAAAUUGCCUCUGGAAUAAGCCUCCCGACCUCUCAAUCUUGCCAUUGAUACGUCCCCGAAACAUUAUUUCAUGGCGCAUAAGCGCCAUAACAGACGGGCGACUCUGGCCGGCCACUCUGUGGAUCCACAAAAGUAGUUUCCGAUGAUUGACCGUGGGUUCUUAUGUGGAGUGGACGUUGAAUCACAGACGAGCGACUGUGGCCGGCCACAGAAGAACCGGCCAUAAGAACCCACGGUAAACUACUUUUGUUGAUCCACAGAGUGGCCGGCCACAGUCGCCCGUCUGUUAUGGCGCUAAGUGCCAAUGUAAUUUUUCAUUAAUCGUUUUAAAGCAUAUUUUAUGUUGAAACAAAGUAAACGACCCGCUCUUUGGCGCUCGGCGCCCCCCAACAUCCCGGCGCCCGUGUGCACCGCACACCCUGCACAAUAGGUAAAGCCGCCUCUGCCUGUAACUUAUUCAAAUUAACUUUAUAGAGAUUUUCAGGGACGUUCGGGCCUCUGUAAUAAUGUAAUCUUUUAGGCUGUAUUUAAAUUUUUCAAAAAUACUAAUUAGUUUUUUCAGGAUUCGAAAAAAAUGAAUGCAUUUAAAAAGCAUUGCUAACAAAUUUUGCGCCUACCCACUUAAUGUAGUGUUAAUACAUAUUUCAUUUAAUUUAAAGUAUGUUUUGUUUUAAAAAUAGAAGUUUUCGUUCAUUUUGCGUAAUAUCUUUUAAUAAAAAUAAAAGUUAGUAGGUAAGUUUCAAUAAUAUUUAAGGGGCGGCAUUUCGAAGACUUGCAUCAUAUUGAAAAGAUAUACCACACAGCUCUGGUACUCGUAUAAUGUAAAGUCGACUUUACAAGUGUGAAAUUUAUUUCAUGCGAUUAGUCAAACAAGAAGUUUAAAAAAAUAUUUGAGAGUGCACAAUGGAGAAUAAUUUAAACUGUGCAAUUUGUAUUAAUUUGUUUUUAAAUUACGUAAGUAGGUAAUAUGAAACACUUGUUUUUAAGCAGUUUUCUCAAAAAGAUCAAACAAACUGCAAAGAAAUUUGUUUUAAAAGGUUUUUCCUUAAUAGGACUUUUCAACGAUUCUCAUUUGUUUUAAGCUUCUGUCAUAUGUCGUAUAAUCCGUGUAUAAUAUUAAUACACGACAUAUGACGGAAACUCGAAACAAAAAAUGAGAAGCGUUGAAAAGUCUUAUUGUCUUAUUAUUGUUAAAUGUGUUCUCUUGUUUUUUAAAGCAGGUUACAAUGGAAAAAACUAAAAAGUCUUUAUCAAAUAAUGUCAUCGAUUAUUUAACUCAAAGUUUUAUUUGUAUCGAAUGAAAAAUUGCUUCGAAAAAUGUUCAAAAGCUUAUAAGUUAUAAAAAAUAUAUAAAUUUCAACAAUAAACGCAUUUCAUUAG